Molecule: messenger RNA, 727 nt
Organism: Aphis gossypii (cotton aphid)
Lineage: Eukaryota; Metazoa; Arthropoda; Insecta; Hemiptera; Aphididae
Exons: 2
Coding region: 206-727 (173 amino acids)
Source: RefSeq, a predicted model, not a curated record
ACAUUAUAAUUGGCAUAGUGUUUUUUAUAAAAAUUAUGUCGUGUUGCUUAUCUUUCUGCUCUUAUAAAGGUUUAAAAACCAGUACGUUUGGGGUACCAAAGGAAAUUUCCUUAAAAAUUAAAUGGGAGAAAGCUUUAGGUAUUACAUUAGCAGACAAAUCUAGGAUAUGUCAAUACCAUUUUAAAAAGGAAGACAUAUUACAAACAUGGGUAUUAAUAAUAUUGUUGACGAAGAAUGCUGGGAUCUAGAUGAUAUAUUCUUGGAGCAUAAUUAUUCUGAUUCAACAGUCUUUGAUUGUAUUGUAUAUUAUUUAGCUGGAUACAUAGCAAAACGCUUGAUAAGAAAAACAAAAUGUGUACAAUGCAUAAAUGGUUUAAAAAAUUUAAACACAACCAAGUUUGGAACAUUGGCAGAAUUAGUCAUUGCAAAAAGUAGAGGUUAUCUUACUCAUCCAGAUAGUAAUCUCUUCAAUAUAUUGAAGUCACUCGAGCAUUCAUUUAAUAAAUUUGCAGAUGAAUUGAAUGUGUUUGAUAAAACAUGUGAAGAUUUCUUUAAAAAUAAUGUCCACAUUACAUUUCCUUGUGUAGAUCAUCGAACAUCAAUGCUAACUGAUAUUACUGUUUAUUACUUGGUUAUGAGAAUGCGCCAGUAUAGCUACAUUGAAAAUCAAAAUAACAAAAAAUUAAAUAAAACUAAGAAAAAGCUUUCUAAACUAGUGAAUACAUAA